AUGAAUAAAAAAUAUCCAAAUAUGAGUCAAGACGAUAUUCUUCAGUCAACCAAAUCUGUUAUUCAAGGACUUGAUGCAUUAAAGAAUGAACAUGGAAAAAUGCUUGAAAAUGUUAUUGAUUCAAUGAAUACUUCAUUGCAAAUAGAUACAAAUAAACUCGAAGAAAAAGCUGGUUUAUUAAGAAAAUCUAUGGAUAUGAUUGAAUUAGGUAUCGGUGAAGCUCAAGUAAUGAUGCAAUUAGGAAAUCAUCUUCAAAAUCUUGAAGCUGAAAAACAAAAAUUACGUACACAAGUUAAACGUCUAUGUCAAGAAAAUGCUUGGUUAAGAGAUGAAUUAGCAUCAGCACAAAAAAAAUUACACGAAUGUGAACAAUCUAAUGCUGCUUACUCAGUUGAAAUAGAACAUUUAAAAUUUCUUAAAGAUGUUAAACAAUAUGAUCUAAAUGAUAAUAAUUCAUUAACAAAUAAUAAUCCAUCAUCAACAAAUAUAUCUUCUGGACAAACUACAGAUCUUGUUAAUGAUUUAUUUCCAAAUGAUGAUGAUAUUUAUAUGGAUCAACAAGAUAUGACAACUGGAACAAAUCAAUCAAAACGAUUUGAUUCUUAUGCUGAUUUAACGAUGUCACCAUCACAAUCAGCUAGUGGUUCAUUUAUGUCAGCAACUGGUUAUGAAAUACCAGCUAGAUUAAAAACUUUACAUAAUUUAGUUAUUCAAUAUGCAUCUCAAGGUCGAUAUGAAGUUGCUGUACCAUUAUGUCGACAAGCACUUGAAGAUUUAGAAAAAACAUCGGGCCAUCAACAUCCGGAUGUUGCCACAAUGCUCAAUAUUCUUGCUCUUGUUUAUCGUGAUCAAUCAAAAUUUAAAGAAGCUGGUGUUUUACUUAAUGAUGCACUAGCUAUUCGUGAAAAAACACUUGGACUUGAUCAUCCAGCUGUAGCAGCUACAUUAAAUAAUCUAGCUGUUCUUUAUGGUAAACGAAAUAAAUUUAAAGACGCCGAAGGUUUAUGUAAACGUGCUCUUGAAAUUCGUGAAAAAUGUCUUGGAUCAUCACAUCCCGAUGUUGCUAAACAACUUAAUAAUUUAGCAUUACUUUGUCAAAAUCAAGGAAAAUUUGAUGAAGUUGAAUCAUAUUAUAAACGUGCUAUUGAAAUAUAUACAAAAACUUUAGGUAUAGAUGAUCCAAAUGUAGCUAAAACAAAAAAUAAUCUUGCAUCAGCUUAUCUUAAACAACAAAAAUACAAAGAAGCUGAACAAAUCUAUAAAGAUGUUUUAACACGAGCACAAGAAAAAGAAUUUUCAAAUAAAACUUCUGCCAUACAACAACAACAACAACAAGAAACUCAAAAAUCUCAACAAUCAAAAAGUGGAACAACAGGAGGAAAUUAUGAUGCACAAGGCGGAUGGUAUAAAACAAUUUUAACUGAUCAACCAACAGUAACAACAACAUUAAAAAAUCUUAGUUUAUUAUAUCGACGUCAAGGAAAAUUUGAAGCAGCUGACAUAUUAGAAAAUUGUGCAACUAAAGCACGAAAAGAUCCACAAGCAAUAAUUCAAGCACUUAAUAUUGUUAAACAAACGAAUUUAACUACUCAACAACAACAACCACCACCGUCAUCAGCUUCAUAA
Molecule: messenger RNA, 1626 nt
Organism: Rotaria sordida
Lineage: Eukaryota; Metazoa; Rotifera; Eurotatoria; Philodinida; Philodinidae
Source: the annotation of a GenBank genome assembly